This is a messenger RNA of Gaeumannomyces tritici R3-111a-1, 2199 nucleotides long. RefSeq lists its product as hypothetical. NCBI's taxonomy places the organism in Eukaryota, Fungi, Ascomycota, Sordariomycetes, Magnaporthales, Magnaporthaceae. The record is from RefSeq and is a predicted model, not a curated record. The transcript is spliced from 4 exons. The coding region runs from base 128 to 1897 and encodes 589 amino acids.
GUUACAAUCAGUUCGCACUCCCAUCCAAAUAUCUACACGCCCAUCCCGCAGUGGACCAGCCUUUGCAUGAUCUCGGAAAUGCCCCUGGAACCGAGCCAUCUAGCUCCAGCUGCUCCCCGCAACCACGAUGACGUCGCGUCUCAGCCCAAACCCAGCGCCCAACCCCCAACGGACCCCGGCACGCCCACGACCCUCAACUCACACCACCACCACCGCCGCCGCCGCCGCCGCCGCAGCCCCUAGUAGACCCAUCACGCCAACGGCGGGAAACGCCACCAGAGUCAGCGGAAACGGGGGCGACGUCCCUUCCCUAGCAGAUACGACGCUACUAAACCUCGACGGCAGCCAUGCGCGUGCCGGCAGCGGCAGCGACAGCGACCAGACACAAACUACUCCCAGCCACACAGAGACACCGCCGCCGCCCAUGAACCACAUCCUGGGCAUCGGUUCGCCACAGCCGUCGCCGCUACGGCUGCACUUUUCCGCGCCGCUCCGUUCGCCCGGCCUCUUCGGCGGCGGCGGCGCAACGUCUCGGUUCAGCGACAGCUUCGGCAGCAGCAACGGUCCCGAGGGCGCGAACGGAAAAACGGACGACGAUGACGACGACGGUGAUGCGCCAGACGACGACGUCGACGACUACGACCCGACGGUGGUUCAGGAGAGCCUGGACGGCCACAGCUCUGACGACUCCGACUCCGAUGACGGCAGCGACGGCGACAGCGACGUCUCGCCCGCAGCGCUGCGCCGCAAGCUAGCCAGGCUGCUCGAGGACCAGCUGGUCGAGGUGCUGGCGUACCUCAAGACGAGCGCGGGCGCGCGGCUCGAGACGGCCGACUUUGUCGUCGUCCAGGACCAGAUCGACAACGUCAUGGACGUGUUCCGCCGCCGCGGCUGCCCCAGGCUGCUCGUCGGCCCUCGGCCGCCCAGGGGCGCGGCGGCGGCGGCGCCCUCGCGCACCGUCAGCAUCUUCAAGAACAUGCCCCUGACGCCGCCCCGGCCCCGCACGCCCGUGCACGAAGCGCUGCUGGACGACGGAGGCGACGGCAGCGAGGCGGCGGCGGCGGCGGCGGCGGCGGCGGCGGCGGUGGGACUGGUCCGGAGGAGGCGGGUGGAGCGGGCGGCGGAAAAGGAGGCGGACGGGCAGGGCGGCCGGGCCCGGAAGCAGCAGUCGGCCGGCGUCGUCGGCCGCGGCUCGUGGAGUAGUAGUAGCUGCACCACGGCCGCGAGCGCGGGCAAGCAGCGGCCGCUUUCGGUUGGGGGCGGCGGAGGAGGCGCCGGCCUCGCUGCGUCACCGAUGCCGCCCCAGGCCGCGUCUACCCCGACCGACGUCGCGAACCUGGUGGUGGCCGAGGCCGAGAAGCUGUGUCUGGAACUGGCCGCCGUGGCCAAGAGCCUCAGCGACCGCCGCCAAGAGUCAGAUCAUAUACUUGGCCUCCUUGUCGAGGGAAGAAAACGUGCGGAUGACCGAAUCCUGGAGCUGCUGCAGCGUGUCCAAGAGCUCGAGGACGAGGUUCGCGAAAACGAAUCCGAGCUCUUUCACAUCCGUCUCCAGCUAAAGGCCGUCGAGCUCCUCUCGGCCAACAGCGACGGCGGCGGCGGCGACGUCGGUCACCGCGGGCACCACGACCCGGAGCUGGUCGAGAGCAUCGAGAACUUCCGCGAGGACUUUGAGGCCGUCCAGGAGCGCUGGCGCGAGCGCAGGAGCUGCCGCGGCGACGGCUCCACCACCACCGCGACGGGCGGCGGAGGAGGAGGUAGCGGCGGCAGUAGCUUUUGGAGCCCACUGCGGCAACAGCAGCAACAGCAGGGGCGGCGCCGGCGGGAUACAGCGAGUUACUUCACCACGCCGACGCGGGCGGGCGCGAGUACUGGGUCUGAAUACCUGCCGAGCCGGUAAGAUGGUAGGGAGGAGUGGGCGUUUUGCGCCACUGUCGCCAUCUUCAUGCCAGAGCGGACACGGGGCUUAUUUUUUUUUUUUUUUUUUUGGAGCUUUGCAGAGUUGGUUCGUCCCCAUGUUUUCAGUAUGAUACCCAAUCUUGUAUUCUCUUGCUCACGAGGUUUGACGGUGUCAGGGACACUUCCAGGACAACCAAAGACUGGCGUUGGGGUUGUCUGUCCUUGUGUUAUUCGUGUCCUAUCGAUCGCCUACCUAGCAACGCUUCAUGUCUAUGAUCAAAAUGCAAAACGAUUUCGUGCCCA